AUGAUACGAUUAAUGUUUAGCUCCCUCCCGAUAGAAAUAGUUCUCGAAGUGAUGUACAAUAUGUCUUCUCUUGAUUUAAUAUUUGUGAUUGGUAGAGUUUGCAAAAUAUGGAGAGAUAAAGUUGCAAUGGUAGUGCUGUCGGAGCGUUUGAGUUCCUUGUGUUGUUCAUUCAAUUCUUCAUGUAGAAAAAUUUCAAACUUUGAUAAUUUACGAGGAUCCAAAGAGGGAAGAACAUUGGUGAGGUUUCUAUUGAGAGAACGCACUAGAGAAAUUGCCAUGCAGAUGGUACAAUAUACAGCAAUGUCUUCACCAUUGCCUGAAUUUUCGUCAGUUUCAAUACCUCCUUUGUCCGUGAUGCAAGAAAUACAAAUAUUGAAAACUUAUUUUGAAGAUUUUGUGAAAAUGGAACCAACACAAAAUUCAACACAUGUUUCAAAUCAAGGCAAUGAAACAACUCCAACUACGGAGAACGGUGGAAUAUUUGCAAGUAUUUUCAAACUGUUCGGUGGCUUAUUCCACACAUCUUCAUGUAAUUCUAAUACCUCACCCUCGAGGAAUGAGACAUCCCAACAACUCCCUAAUUCGUUGAUAAACACAAAAAUGGUUUCAUAUGGAUGUUAUGGAGUUGGAAAAACCGCAUUCAAAGAUUGCUUGAUGGAAGAAAAGGUUGUCACUCCUAAUAUUAGCUCAGCUACAAUUGGAGUAGAGUUUUCCUUUAAGAAAGUCUCUAUUUGUUGUGAGAGAACUGCAGAUACUAGAAAUAAGAACAGUAAUGAACUGUGUGAGUUAUUUUCUAGCAAACUGCAAUUGUGGGAUCAUAGAGGACUCGAAUUUCGUCACUCACGAUAUUAUUUUAAGAAUUGUUCAUUUCUAUUUCUAAUAUUUGAUACAACAAACUCUAGGUCAUUCGACACACAUAAUUUCAUAACCAUCAUGAAGAACAUUGGUAAAGAACACAAUACUGAUUUUAAAAAUACAGAGGUUAUAUUAAUUGGAACAAUGAACGAUUUGACCACACACAGAAGAGUUUCAAAAGAUCAAGCUCAAAUGACGGCCUUUAACGAAAUGUGCAUUCUGUAUUUUGAUGUGACAAACACGUCACUACAAGACUCGACCACAAUUUUGUGGUAUUUAAUGUUAAUGAGAUAUUUUCUUACGGAAAGAGAAGUAUCACAACCUUAA
Messenger RNA from Naegleria lovaniensis, 1182 nucleotides. RefSeq lists its product as uncharacterized. The record is from RefSeq and is a predicted model, not a curated record. The transcript has a single exon. NCBI's taxonomy places the organism in Eukaryota, Heterolobosea, Eutetramitea, Acrasida, Naegleriidae. The coding region runs from base 1 to 1182 and encodes 393 amino acids. Gene Ontology annotation, molecular function: protein binding; GTPase activity; GTP binding.